Conger conger (European conger) is the source of this 1356-nucleotide messenger RNA. It is a transcript of the gene map3k7cl, whose product is annotated as map3k7 C-terminal like. The coding region runs from base 487 to 918 and encodes 143 amino acids. The transcript is spliced from 5 exons. Gene Ontology annotation, cellular component: nucleus; cytosol. NCBI's taxonomy places the organism in Eukaryota, Metazoa, Chordata, Actinopteri, Anguilliformes, Congridae. The record is from RefSeq and is a predicted model, not a curated record.
CCGCUGCAUGGCUAUGUCACUCAAAGCUGAUUGGAGCUGUGGACAUUUUUCUGGUCUAAAGUCAUGCCAUCCGAGCCAUUUAAUUGGAAACCCACUGACAGACGGGGUGCGGCAUUCCGCUGCUGCCAGACGCUGAUUGUCUUGCGUUAAAGUCGCGUUGGACGCGAACAUGUUGAAGGGGAUUUGGCUGAGCGGUGAGAAUUGUGGGCUACGGUCGGGGCAUCUUGUGAAGACUUUUCUGUGACGGUACCCUGGUGACUGCGACGGGAGGGCAGGUGCGCGCCUACAAGAGAGGACUGACAAAAAAACCUCGGCGUCUCUGUGCCAAAAAGACAGGUCGCGGUUGAAUUGAACAGCGCGAGCAAGUCCGGACAGCUGUACAGCCGGAGUAAAAACUAACUUAUUGACAUUAAGAGGAUCGAAUAAAGGGGAAGGUCUAACCGUAAUUUCCUCUUGCCCCGUGUUACAGUUCUCAAGGAGGAAUAAAUGAUCACCACAACAAGACGAGUAUCUCCUGACAAACCCGAAGUUAGAAUCGCCUUCAGCCUUGAUGGGCACAAAGAGCUGAAAGAUGAUGAGGCAUUACUUACAUCUUUCCCUGACCUGGAGCAGCAGCUACAGCCACUGCCCCCCUGUCAGUCGGUGAAAGAGUCAGUGCAAGUGUACAGGGACCACUGCAAGAUGGCCACCGAGUUCCACCAGGUCAAAACCGAAAUUGCACUGCUGGAGGACCGAAGGAAGGAGCUGAUCGCCGAGCUGGUGGAGGACGAGAAGGCAUCCAUGGACUUUGCCCGUCUGGAGGAGGAGUUCCGGGUCCUGACGGAGGAGAACCAGAGCCUGGUCUCGGUCCACAGCGAGCGCUUCCAGGAGCUGGAGACUCUGCGGGUGCUGAGUCAGAAGAGACCCGGGUCGUCCUGACCUUUGACCUCUAACCCCCCCCCCCCCACUCCCGCGCCCCCUCCUGAGUGAAUUCCGCAGUGUGAGGGUGUGGUCCAAACUGCCGUGCAGGGACCUGAUAGGCUCAUUCAUCGGAGAGGGGCGGUCCACAGUCAUUGCGUUGCCUCGUGUUUUUUUUCUUUUUGUCCAUAUUGUUUCCAGAACACGUGGGAAUAUAUUGAUUUCUGCGUGUUUGAUGGAUACUUGUAAAACCCAGGUGUGCAUUUUCCUACUGAAUUGUAUUAGAAUAAGUGUAAAAGGGAAAGAGGCAAGUCACUAAUGUUCGUAUGUUUGACCUCUGCGGUACCCUGUUUGUAUUCUACAGGAAGAACCUCAGCCUGUUAAGACGAUGUAUUUGAUUGAUCAUUUGAAAAUGCCAGUCACUGGAUUAACGCUGAAUAAAAGUCAUGUGAAUGCAAA